Episyrphus balteatus (marmalade hoverfly) is the source of this 537-nucleotide messenger RNA. It is a transcript of the gene Snapin, whose product is annotated as SNAPIN protein homolog. The record is from RefSeq and is a predicted model, not a curated record. NCBI's taxonomy places the organism in Eukaryota, Metazoa, Arthropoda, Insecta, Diptera, Syrphidae. The transcript has a single exon. Gene Ontology annotation, cellular component: synaptic vesicle; BLOC-1 complex; BORC complex. Gene Ontology annotation, biological process: synaptic vesicle exocytosis; regulation of synaptic vesicle exocytosis; intracellular protein transport. The coding region runs from base 130 to 537 and encodes 135 amino acids. Gene Ontology annotation, molecular function: SNARE binding.
UUGACAUUUUGAUAUCUUUUACAAAAAUUUACUUCCCAAAGAAAUGUAAAUUUUCUCAAGAUUUUAUUAAAAUUCUGUUCCUCAUCGUAGUUAAUCAAAUAAUAAAAAAGUUAGUUCUUUAGACAAAGAAUGGACAAAGAUUCAGACAGCACUGUUACCUCUCUCGAUGAAAACACUGAAAAUUUCUGCAACAAUCCAACGCGAGACAUCCUAGCCGAAGGCAUAAUCAAUUUAUUCAAGCCAUCCGUAGAUCGCUUAGACGAACGAAUAACUGCUACUAGAGCAGCACAAGCUGAACUCAAAAUCCAAUUGGAUGCUUUAGCCGAUCAAUUGAAAGAAAUCGAAAAAGCUCAAGCGACAAUCCCCGAAUUUUCGGACAAAGUUAAAGAACUAAUCAACGUCAAACACAAGGUCACUGUUAUUGCAAAUAUUCUCACAACUAGCCAGGAGCGACUUAACAAUUUACAUAAGCUAAUCGAUAAGGAGCAAGAGCGAAGAGCUGCUCUUCUUGAAUCCGCAAUUUCAUCGAAUAUUUAA